Molecule: messenger RNA, 711 nt
Organism: Penicillium cosmopolitanum
Lineage: Eukaryota; Fungi; Ascomycota; Eurotiomycetes; Eurotiales; Aspergillaceae
Exons: 1
Coding region: 1-711 (236 amino acids)
Source: RefSeq, a predicted model, not a curated record
AUGCUUCGACUUUUUGCCCAGACUGCACUUCCGAGGCCGAACCCAACUCCAUGGAAUGAUGAUGCUGGCCCCGAUCGGAUGGAUCAUGACUUUUCAGAUCCGAGCAUUGAAUACAUUUACGGCAUCACGACGAAUCUUGCUAGGCUGAUAAAGCGAAUAUACGAAUUAACGCAGCAUCUUGCAUUUUACAACGGCAGAGAGUACCCCACAACUCUCUUAGCAGCGUGCGAGGAGCUGGGAGAUCAUUUGAGUUCUUGGAAUAUUGAUAUAGAGCCAUUCUCAGCGAUAGGUACUGAGAGGGAGGAUGCACGACAGGUCGCUCGGGCGCAGUCAAGGGCAUUCCAUUCUGCUGCUUUGAUUUACUACUAUCGAUCUGUCCAGAACUGCAAGCGGGAAUACCUUGACACGGAGCAAGAAAAUACCCUCCUUGCCAUGAACGAGGCCGAAGAGUUGAAGAUCCAUCUGAUCAAGGGUAGCUCUGCGCCGGCUCCACUCACAUGGCCGGCCUUUAUUGCAUCAUGUGAGGCGAUAGGCGAGUAUCGCCAGCGAUGGAAUGAGUGGUGGACCCGUGUUGAAAAAUAUCGACUGAAGAAUUUUUCGAAACAGCAUAGUAUUGUGCAGCAGGUCUGGGGCAAGCUUGACAGAUCAGGAUCCCCCACGGAUUGGCGCGACGUGCUUGCGGAAAUGAAUUUCAGGAUCAUUCCGGUGUAA